Molecule: messenger RNA, 1134 nt
Organism: Cucumis melo (muskmelon)
Lineage: Eukaryota; Viridiplantae; Streptophyta; Magnoliopsida; Cucurbitales; Cucurbitaceae
Product: WUSCHEL-related homeobox 1
Exons: 3
Coding region: 31-666 (211 amino acids)
Biological process (GO): plant organ development
Molecular function (GO): DNA-binding transcription factor activity; DNA binding
Source: RefSeq, a predicted model, not a curated record
UUGAGACUGUCUUUUUCUUCAGAAAAUAAUAUGUGGACGUUAGGUUAUGAUGACAAUGGCGGAGAAUUUUGCUUCUCAGAGGCCGCCUUCUUUCAUGCCGCUCGUAAGCUUCGACCUCUCCUCCCUCGCCCAUUGCUAUCCCUUCGUGCCAACGGUCCUCCUAACUUCUCUUCUCAAUAUCACCACAUCGGUAAUGUUUUGGAUGAGGAAAGGAAGAGAGAGUACUUGUUGAAUAAUGAAAAGAGUUCAUCGUCAUCAUCAACGUCAAGUACUACUCCAACAAUACCAAUAGUAGUGAGCUCAUCGAGAUGGAAUCCAACGGUGGAGCAGUUGAGAAUUCUGGAGGAGCUUUACCGGCGGGGGACAAGAACGCCCUCCGCCGAUCAAAUCCAACACAUCACCGCCCAGCUCCGCCGCUUUGGCAAAAUAGAAGGCAAAAAUGUGUUUUAUUGGUUUCAAAAUCACAAGGCUAGAGAACGCCAAAAACGACGCCGUCAAACUGCCGCCGAUCAAACCAAAUAUUCCGAGAGAGAAAAAGAAGAGUACGAAAUUGAAGAGACAAAGACGAAGUGCAGGUGGCCGGGAACCCCAACACCACCAUCUACUGCUACUCUACUUUCAAAGGUCUCCCUCUCUCUCUCUCUCUCUCUCUCUCUCCUUAACUAAUUUUCACAAAAUAAUUAAAACCCAUUUCAUCUUUUUCAAAACCCACAUCAAAGUUUUUAGCUUUUAUCCAAAUACUCGUUUCAAUCUCCAAGGUAUGGACACAAAUCAUUUAUGGUACCAUUAAUAUUUGCAUUGUCGUAUAAGUCACCUCGUACGUUAACUUAUAUAAAUGAUAUUAACAUGGAUCGAUUCGUGAAAAUGUGUAAUAAAACUUAAUUGAUUAUGUUUUUUUUUGUUCUAAGAUUGGUUAAUAAACUUUAAUAUAAAUAAUAGAGAGGGAAUGUUUAGUAAGAACCUAAUCCAUACAAAAUUUCAAAGAUGAUAAUGAAAUUAUAACAUUAAACUUAGAUUUAUUGAGGAGAAGAAAAUGGAAUUGUUGGGAAAUGAAAAAGAGGGGCCCAAAGCUGGUGGUGGUGUGCAUUGGUUGGUUGGGUUAAUGUAAGGGAUGAGAAAUGUUUUGGGGUUUGU